AUGUCUACCUUAGCAGACGAGCUUCUGCAGGACUUCGAGGACUCGGGAUCCGAGAACGAGAAUGGCGACGAACAGGCCAACGAGGGUGGUCUUUACUCCAUCGACGGCCCAGCCGUGGGCGCGCCCGAGAACCACCAAGAUGGCGAUAUGAUGCUUGAUGGCGACGAGGAAGAAGAGCCUGCCGAAGACGAGGAGAUGGGCGGCAUGAACGGGGCGGCUGCUGAUCCCAUGGAAGACGAAGAAGCGGCCAAAGCCAGGAUCGAGAAGAUGCAACUCGGCGGCGUGAAGGACGUACGCAAGGUCUCCAGCGUCAUGGACAGACUGGAACCUCUGCUCAAGGUUAGUGAGAACACUCCUCCCCCCUCCAACUCCCAAAGUGGCGGCAAAGCGUUUACAUCUCUCGGCUGGAACAAUAGACCUGACGGAUUGGCUACGGUUUUGCAGGAUAUCGCACACUACCAGUCGAAACCCCUCACGAAUAAGACGAACAUCGGCAACAUCGAGGACAACCCCGAGUACAAGGUUCUCACCGAAUCGAACACGCUCUCCACACAGCUAGAUGGCGAGAUCAUGAAGGUCCACAAGUUCAUCCGAGACCACUACUCGAGAGUGUUCCCCGAGCUGGAGACGUUGAUCCAGAACCCUAUAGAAUAUGCCAAGGUAGUGAUGAUCCUGGGCAACGGGCCUAUGGACUCGGGAAGCAUCAAGGCCGUUCAAGACUCGACCAAUAACCCCCUGGGCGAGACCUUGAAGUCGGUUCUGGAUGGUCCUUCGCUCAUGAUUGUAACCGUCGAAGCUACGACGACCAAGGGACACGAGAUAAGUCAAGAGGACAUCGAUCGUAUUCUCCGAGCUUGUGACAUGAUCAUCACCAUGGACAAAGCCAAGAAGACCCUCACCGAAUAUGUCCAGUCUCGGAUGAACGUCUUCGCUCCCAACCUGACGGCCAUCGUAGGAUCGUUGACGGCGGCGCAAAUGAUCAACACCGCUGGUGGCUUGACGAAUCUGUCUAGAACUCCUGCCUGUAACAUUGCCGCAUGGGGCUCUAACAAACAGAGAAAUGCAGCGUUCGCCACCAAUGUUGCGAUCAGACAGCAAGGUUACCUGUUCCACUCACCGAUCAUCCGUGGCAUACCGAUCGACCUAAAGAAGAAGGCCAUGAAGGCCGUGUCGGCAAAGCUCGUGCUGGCUGCUCGAGCUGAUACAGGCCACACCCACCCUGACGGCGCAUACGGAGAAGAGCUCAGAGGUCAAUGCUUAGAGCGUUUGGACAAAAUGACGGAGCCGCCUCCCAACAAGGGACAGCGAGCGUUACCAGCGCCGGACGACAAACCGUCCAGAAAGCGAGGUGGUCGCCGAGCCCGCAAGGCAAAGGAGGCAACGGCGAUGACCGACCUGCGGAAGGCCCAGAACCGCAUGGCCUUCGGCAAGGAGGAGAAAGAGGCUGGCUACGGCACAGGCGACUCUACGGCAGGCAUGGGCAUGAUCGGCCAGGGCAACGACGGACGGGUCCGAGGCCUGCAGAUCGACAACCGCACACGAGCCCAGCUCAGCAAGAAGAACAAGGGCUGGGGAGGAGCCUCGUCUAUCGGCGGCUCAGCGUCGUCGCUACGCGGCUUCGGCCAGUCGGGGAACAACAUCGAUCUCCGCGGCAAGGGUCUGCGAACGUCGGGAGUCGGCUCGACCAUCGGCGGCGGGGGUACGGCGUCGUCCCUGGCCUUUACCCCUGUUCAGGGUCUUGAGCUGGUGGACCCCAAGGUUCAGCAGGAGCUCAGUCGCAAGCGGAAGGCUGAGGAGGACCGUUACUUCAAUGGUGGCACGUUCACGCAGGUCGGUGGUGGUAGCGGCGGCGCGAGCAGUGUCAAUGGUGGCUUCAAGGUUCCUCCGAACAAGAAGGUCGACACGGGAGCAGGCAAGAUGGCACCGCCCUCUCUGCCAGCCAAGCAGUAG
Molecule: messenger RNA, 1950 nt
Organism: Anthostomella pinea
Lineage: Eukaryota; Fungi; Ascomycota; Sordariomycetes; Xylariales; Xylariaceae
Source: the annotation of a GenBank genome assembly